AAAUAAAUGGGCACAUCCAUAGCACCCACUCUCUGCGCGCAGGGGUUCCGCUUCAAUUCCGCACCACAAUGAUGCUGCUUCCCCUUCGCUCCCUCCUCCUCCUUCACUGCCUCGCCUUCGCCGCGGCCUCCCUCAACCUCUCCUUCCCUCUCUUCCAACAGUUUCACGUUCAGCAGUCUCUCGUCGACGCCACCCGACCUUCCCCUUCCCGUUCCCCUUCCGCUCUCAACCGCACCCACUCCGACAGAUGGAGGCUCAGCCUCCUCCACCGAGACACCAUCUCCCGCGAUGCCCACGAUCACCGCUCCCGAUUCAACGCCCGCAUCCAGCGCGAUUCCGCCAGGGUCGCCUCACUCGUCCGCCGCCUUUCUCCCUCUUUCCGCUCUGAGGCAUUCGGCUCCGACGUCGUUUCCGGCAUGGAUCAGGGCAGCGGCGAGUACUUCGUCACCGUUGGAGUUGGCAGCCCUCCCAAGAGUCAGCUCGUGGUCAUCGAUUCUGGAAGUGAUAUUAUAUGGGUCCAGUGUCAGCCUUGCAGCCAAUGCUACCGUCAGUCUGACCCCGUUUUCAACCCCGCUGAUUCCGCCUCCUUCUCCGGAGUUCCCUGCACCUCCUCCGUCUGCGACCGCCUCGAGAAUGCCGGCUGCCGCGAGGGAAGGUGCCGUUACGAGGUUUCUUAUGGGGACGGCUCCUAUACCAAGGGGACACUCGCCCUUGAAACUCUCACCAUCGGUCGGACCCUGAUCCGCGACGUCGCCAUCGGCUGCGGACACAAGAAUCAAGGCAUGUUUGUCGGAGCCGCCGGGCUAUUGGGUCUCGGAGGUGGGACCAUGUCCUUCGUUGGCCAGCUGGGUGGCCAAACGGGGGGUGCAUUCAGUUACUGUUUAGUGAGUCGGGGCUCUGGAUCGUCCGGGUCGCUCGAGUUCGGACGCGAAGCCAUGCCCGCUGGCGCCGCGUGGGUCCCCCUGACCCGCAACCCGCAGGCCCUGAGUUUUUACUACGUGGGGCUUUCGGGUCUGGGAGUCGGAGGCCAGCGGGUGCCCAUUUCCGAAGACAUAUUCCGGCUGAGUGAAUUCGGCGACGGAGGCGUUGUUAUGGACACCGGCACUGCCGUGACGAGGUUUCCCACGGCGGCUUAUAAUGCGUUCCGGGAUGCCUUCGUCUCACAAACAACAAACCUGCCCCGGUCAUCGGCAGCAUCCAUAUUCGACACAUGCUACGACUUAAACGGGUUCGUAACGGUUCGGGUACCAACCGUAUCAUUUUACUUCUCGGGAGGACCGAUGCUGACACUGCCGGCCCGUAAUUUUUUGAUACCGGUAGAUGAUGAAGGGACGUUCUGCUUCGCAUUCGCAGCUUCUCCUUCGGGGCUGUCCAUUAUAGGGAACAUUCAACAAGAAGGAAUUCAGAUAUCCGUGGACGGAGCCAACGGGUUUGUGGGAUUCGGACCAGAUGUUUGUUAGAUUGCGAGCUACGUACGUAAAUUUUGGCAGUCGUAGUAAUUUUUAAAUUUUAAUUUGAAUGGCUACAUGUGUACUGUAAGAAGAUUUUAUUAUUUACAGAGAAGGGGCAGGAAAUUAGACGUGGGGGUGGGACACGGGUGUCGGCAUUAAUCAUUGUAGUGAUGUAUGAGGGUUGCUUUUGAUGAGGUGCUAAAAGUGAAGAGUAAAAAACAAUAUGGGCUUGUAAAUGGAAGUGGUUUGAUUAUACAGUGAUGCGUUGUGACAA
Messenger RNA from Neltuma alba, 1725 nucleotides. RefSeq names its product protein ASPARTIC PROTEASE IN GUARD CELL 2-like. NCBI's taxonomy places the organism in Eukaryota, Viridiplantae, Streptophyta, Magnoliopsida, Fabales, Fabaceae. The transcript has a single exon. Gene Ontology annotation, molecular function: aspartic-type endopeptidase activity. Gene Ontology annotation, biological process: proteolysis. The record is from RefSeq and is a predicted model, not a curated record. The coding region runs from base 69 to 1460 and encodes 463 amino acids.